UAUGUGAUCUUAUAUGUUAUUUCUCCUUACAGGCGCCUCCACCUCAAUAAGAAAGCCACAGACAAACAGCCAUAUAGCAAACUUCCUGGUGUUUCACUUCUCAAGCCGUUAAAAGGUGUGGAUCCUAACCUGAUCAACAACUUAGAAACCUUCUUUGAACUGGAUUAUCCAAAAUAUGAAAUACUGCUCUGUGUACAAGAUCAUGAUGAUCCAGCUAUCGAUGUGUGCAAAAAGCUCCUUGGCAAAUACCCGAAUGUUGAUGCUAGACUGUUCAUAGGUGGCAAGAAGGUUGGCAUCAACCCCAAGAUUAACAACUUAAUGCCUGGCUAUGAAGGUGCUAAAUAUGAUCUCAUAUGGAUUUGUGAUAGUGGUAUCAGAGUAACACCGGACACACUGACAGAUAUGGCCAAUCAAAUGACUGAAAAAGUAGGCUUGGUCCAUGGGCUUCCCUAUGUUGCAGACAGACAGGGUUUUGCUGCAACCCUUGAACAGGUUUAUUUUGGAACGUCACAUCCAAGGUCAUAUAUUUCAGCCAACUUAACUGGCUUUAAGUGUGUAACAGGAAUGUCAUGCUUGAUGAGGAAGGAUGUCUUGGACCAAGCUGGAGGAUUGAUAGCUUUUGCACAAUAUAUUGCUGAAGAUUACUUUAUGGCCAAAGCUAUAGCUGACCGGGGCUGGAAAUUUGCGAUGGCCACACAAGUUGCAAUGCAAAACUCUGGUUCAUAUUCUAUUUCUCAGUUUCAGUCCAGAAUGAUCAGGUGGGCCAAACUGCGAAUUAAUAUGUUGCCUGCCACUAUAAUUUGUGAGCCAAUCUCGGAGUGCUUUGUUGCCAGUCUAGUUAUCGGAUGGGCAGCUCAUCAUGUGUUUAGAUGGGAUAUAAUGGUAUUUUUCAUGUGCCACUGCUUGGCGUGGUUUAUAUUUGACUACAUUCAACUAAAAGGUGUUCAGGGUGGUGCUCUGUGUUUUUCAAAACUUGAUUAUGCAGUAGCUUGGUUCAUCAGAGAAUCCAUGACAAUUUAUAUUUUCCUAUCUGCUUUGUGGGACCCUACUAUUAGCUGGAGGACAGGACGCUACAGAUUACGUUGCGGCGGCACUGCAGAAGAAAUUCUUGAUGUAUAGCCACAGCUUUGUUAACCAUGAAUGUCAAAAAGAGAGCAGGGAAGG
Molecule: messenger RNA, 1164 nt
Organism: Cariama cristata (Red-legged seriema)
Lineage: Eukaryota; Metazoa; Chordata; Aves; Cariamiformes; Cariamidae
Gene: UGCG
Product: UDP-glucose ceramide glucosyltransferase
Exons: 8
Biological process (GO): glucosylceramide biosynthetic process
Cellular component (GO): membrane
Molecular function (GO): ceramide glucosyltransferase activity
Source: RefSeq, a predicted model, not a curated record